AUGUACUUUUUCUCAGCCUCUGUCUCAACAUCGAAAGAGGAACUGGCCGACACCAAAGCUCGGGUUCGGGAACUGGAGACGAUCUUGCUCGGACUUAAGCAAAGCCAUAAAGGGCUAGCAGUCCCUUCUCCGAGCAGAACUGCUUCUCCUGGGCCCCUCAGCCCACUUUCGGUGGCUUCUUCGCUCGCAUCCGUAGCUGCGACGGCGAGUUAUCUGCCUGAUACACGCGAUUUCGAUACCGCAUUGGCAGCUUUCCAAUGGCACAUUUCCUACUGCGGGCUCGGAAGUGCUCUUUCCACCCAAAGAGCGGCUUUUUACUCCCUCAUUGAACAGCAAACUGGUUGCACAUUUAAUGUGGAUGUUUUUGCCCAUGAGGUCACCCAAUCGUUCAAAGCAGCGCAACUCAAAUCAACUAAAAAGGUAGUUGGUAUUAAGUGGCCAGGGUCCGCACUUGUUCAGCAAUGCUUAGAAUACUUUGACAGAAAUGGGCUGUACUCUAUAUUUCCCAUUGUUGAUGUGGAGGCGAUGCAGAUCCUUCUCAAUGCAAAUAUUUUGGAUCAGCCACCACACACGACUCGUGUUGCCAAUCGUGCCUGCCUGGUCGCUUUUGCUGCAAUGAUCACCCAAAUUCACCGCCAUGAAGCUGCUUUUGCAGGUACUGACCCCGACGCCUAUGCGCAAGCUGCGCUCACGCUACUUCCUGAAUUGUUACUCGAGCCUCCCGAUUUGAGGACUCUAGAAGCAGUUACAAUAUUGAUGCUUUAUAUCACUCCUCUUGGCAGGCCCCAAGCGGGAGAAUUACUACUAGGCAUCGCAGUGCAGCUUGUUUAUAAUCUUGGCGCAAACAAAAUACAAAGGCCCCACGAGAUACAUAGAACAGACCAGCGAAGCCAACAUCUCCGGGCUAUGUUCUGGCAUUGCUACGCCAUCGACAAAGAAUUUUCUAUUCGAAAAUCUCAACCACCCUUGAUAAAUGAUGACGAUUGUGAUUUAGAUCUACCCACGACAUAUGCCCGAAACACAUCAGAGCGCCACUUCUAUAUGAAACCGUUGUCCUCGAAGGAGCUCCUUUUCCCCUCAGAUCUCCGGUUCUCCGUGCUCAAAUCUAAGAUUUUUCGGUUGCUUUAUUCGGUGCACGGUCAGGCAUUGCCUGAAGCUCGGCGUCUUCAACAUAUCCGCGAACUGGAUCAGGAAUUGAGCGAUUUGAAACAAGGGUACCCCGUCGACUGUCGGCCUGAUGUUUUUGCUACCGAGAGCGCACCGGACUAUCUCUUCCAUGAUCUCAGUAUUCGCGGUGUCAAUAUUCACUUGGAAUAUUAUUACUGUCUCGGGAAAAUUCACGGAGCGAGUAGCUCUUGCAGGAUACCUUCGCCGCAGAGCUGGUCGCCUCUGCCAUCUAGUGCUGAGCUGUGCUUUGAAGCUGCGCGGUCUUCCUUGAUCUAUAUUUGGCGAACCCGUCAGUUUGUCAACCAUCAUACAUUCUGGAUCCACGCACAAUUUCUUCUUUCGGCUGUUUUCUCGGUCUUUUGGUAUCUCAUCACGGUCCCAACUUCGCCCACUUUUGCCCGGGAUCUCAAGACCUUGGAGGAUAUCGCUGAGCUGCUGGCUCAGCUUAACAAACCCACAGAUGACGGGCAAUCAUUCCCGCCGUUUUAUCUAUCGCAGGCUUUCAUUGAGAGGUUGAUCUCGCUGGCGAGGCACUCCCGGCCUCAGAUUGCAAGCUCAUGA
Penicillium soppii is the source of this 1728-nucleotide messenger RNA. Its product is annotated as fungal specific transcription factor domain-containing protein. NCBI's taxonomy places the organism in Eukaryota, Fungi, Ascomycota, Eurotiomycetes, Eurotiales, Aspergillaceae. Gene Ontology annotation, biological process: DNA-templated transcription. The transcript is spliced from 4 exons. Gene Ontology annotation, molecular function: DNA binding; zinc ion binding. Bases 1 to 1728 code for a protein of 575 amino acids. The record is from RefSeq and is a predicted model, not a curated record.